This is a messenger RNA of Anopheles merus, 2234 nucleotides long. RefSeq names its product inositol-3-phosphate synthase (gene Inos). The transcript is spliced from 3 exons. The record is from RefSeq and is a predicted model, not a curated record. Gene Ontology annotation, molecular function: inositol-3-phosphate synthase activity. The coding region runs from base 1 to 1674 and encodes 557 amino acids. Gene Ontology annotation, cellular component: cytoplasm. NCBI's taxonomy places the organism in Eukaryota, Metazoa, Arthropoda, Insecta, Diptera, Culicidae. Gene Ontology annotation, biological process: inositol biosynthetic process; phospholipid biosynthetic process.
AUGUCCUCAGAGCUGAAGGUACUUUCGCCGAACGUCCACUACACGGACGAACACAUCGAGGUGGACUACCAGUACCAAACGACCACCGUAGUGAGCAGCGGCCCAAGCGGAUACACGGUGAAACCUGAAACUACCGAGUUGAACAUCCGCACCGGACGAAAUGUCCCGCGCAUGGGGCUGAUGCUGGUCGGCUGGGGCGGCAACAACGGCUCGACGCUGACGGCUGCGCUCGAGGCGAACAAGCACAGCCUGGAAUGGCGCACGCGCCAGGGCGUCCAGCAGGCGAACUGGUACGGCUCGAUCACGCAGUCGUCGACGGUGCUGCUCGGGUCGGACGCCACCGGCCAGGAUGUGUACAUCCCGAUGAACCAGCUGGUGCCGAUGGUCAACCCGAACGAUAUCGUCGUCGAUGGGUGGGACAUUAGCUCGCUCAACAUCGGGGAGGCGAUGAAGCGGGCGCAGGUGCUGGAGGUCGGGCUGCAGGAUCAGGUGUACAAGCGGUUGGCGCAGCUGCGCCCAAGGGCCUCGAUCUACGAUCCCGACUUCAUUGCGGCCAACCAGGCGGACCGGGCGGACAACACGAUCAAGGGCACGCGGUACGAGCAGUACCAGCAGAUCGUGCGGGACAUUCGCGAGUUCAAGCAGCAGUCGGGCGUGGACAAGGUGGUCAUCCUGUGGACGGCAAAUACGGAGCGGUUCGCCGAGGUGAAGGAAGGCGUCAACACGACGAUGGCGGAUCUGGAGCGCUCGCUCAAGCAGAACCAUUCGGAGAUUUCGCCCUCGACGAUCUUCGCCAUGGCUGCUAUUGCUGAGAAUUGCAUCUACAUCAACGGGUCGCCCCAGAACACGUUCGUGCCCGGCGUGAUCGAGAUGGCGGAGCACUACGGUGCGUUCAUUGCCGGCGAUGACUUCAAGUCGGGCCAGACCAAGCUGAAGUCGGUGCUGGUGGACUUCCUGGUGUCGGCCGGCAUCAAGCCCGUCUCGAUCGUGAGCUACAACCAUCUCGGCAACAACGACGGCAAGAAUCUCUCGGCCCCGCAGCAGUUCCGCUCGAAGGAGAUCUCCAAGAGCAACGUGGUGGACGAUAUGGUCGCAUCCAACCACAUCCUGUACGGUGCGGACGAACAUCCGGACCACUGCGUGGUGAUCAAGUACGUGCCGUACGUCGGCGACAGCAAGCGCGCGAUGGACGAGUACACGAGCCAGAUCAUGCUCGGUGGUCACAACACGCUGGUCAUCCACAAUACCUGCGAGGACUCGCUGCUCGCCACCCCGCUCAUCCUCGAUCUGGCCAUACUGGGUGAGCUGUGCUCGCGCAUUCAGAUUCGCCGCAAGGACGCCGCGGCCGGCGGUGAGUACCUACCCUUCCGGUCGGUACUGUCGCUGCUGAGCUAUCUGUGCAAGGCGCCGCUAGUGCCGCAGGGUACGCCCGUGGUCAAUUCGCUCUUCCGCCAGCGAACGGCAAUCGAGAACAUUCUGCGUGCGUGCGUCGGUCUGCCGCCGCUCAGCCACAUGACGCUGGAGCACCGUUUCGAUCUGCCGGUCGGGGAGAGCCAACCGGACGUGCAGCAGCAUGUAGCGAAGAAGGCACGCGUCGCCAACGGCACCGCGGAGAAGUGCAAUGGCGUGCACAAUGGAGACGCUCAUCCUUCGGAGGAAGUUGCCAGCCGCUAAGCGGAGGAGAGCGUGCUUAGUGCAACACUAUUUUUUUUUGUCGAGACGCAUUACGUAUGAUGCGCAACUAUUAACCCCACCCACCCCCUUUUAUCCCCGAUCCCGCCAAACGCAUGAAUGGUUUCAUUUUGCAUAAAGAGAUCCCCAUUAUUGAUAGCUAUACCAAGGGUUGUAUAGAGUGUUUAAUGAUUGGUGGCAGCGUAUUCUACGAACUCUGUUUUUUUUCAUCCCCAAGAAAUAUAUGCCUCAUUGCUUUCUUUGCAGUGUGAGCCGAUCCUUUCCUUCUCCACUCCACCCCAAAGUUUCUGAUUCAGGAAAUGUAUUAAAAGUGCAAAACCGCAAAAGAACUGAGCUGAAUGUGUGCCACAAGGCAGCCAAAUUGUGACAAAACAGACAGGCCGAUACCGAUACCCAUUUGCGCGGGGUAUCCAGUGGUACCAACCUAUUUCCUUUCCCAUUUGGAAGUUUAUUCAACCGCUUAGUGGUAAGAAUUCGUAAACAUAUACUAUGUAAGCGUUUAUGAAGAAAAAGAAAAUAAAGCUAUAUGUUAAUAAUGUGAA